Molecule: messenger RNA, 1095 nt
Organism: Porites evermanni
Lineage: Eukaryota; Metazoa; Cnidaria; Anthozoa; Scleractinia; Poritidae
Source: the annotation of a GenBank genome assembly
AUGGCGGAAAAGAAGCUCAAAUGGUACGACAUCUUCGUGGUUCUUUUUGGAAUCAUUUUAAGCAUUGCCGACCCCAUCACAGAUAUUCUUACGCUGGUAGAAUUCUACCGCGCAGAUCACAAGACAUGGUUCGGUGUGGGGCUUACAUUCGUUAUUUUGCCAAGUGUGUUUUUUAUUGUUGUUAACUACGAAGUUAACAAGGUUACAGGGAGUAAAUGGCAGUCUGAGGCUUGCAACUUCAUACAUGUUUUAGUCGUUGGAUGCAAUCCACUCCUUCCGGCCUGGCUGAAACUGCGAACGCUUUAUUGCUACCUAAAGAAGUUACUAAAACUCAGGCAAGGUAAUAACACCGAUCAAACGGAUGAAGACUUGGAUGGUCUACUGGAUUUGAGCAAAGUCGCUGUUCUGGCCGAGGCCGCUCUUGAGUCAGCUCCUCAGUUUAUUAUUCAGUUGUACGCCAUGGCUGUUCAACAGCAAUCGGUGUCGAUCAUUCAAAUGGUUUCCCUGCCUGUGUCUUUCCUCAGCUUGGCUUGGGCGUCUACUGUCGGCGAUGAGUUUCUUUGGAUUGACAAAGGAGACUUCCAUUUCAGUGUAAAACAAACAGUUUUACUUUUUGUAACGCACUUAAUUAUUUUAAGCAGUCGACUUUUUGCAGUUGCUUUGUUCACCGUAAGCUACAAGUGGUGGGUUACCAGUGUUUUAAUCCUUCACUGUACGGUGAUAACGAUAUGUGACAGAGUUUGGCUUUGUAGAGUACAAAGAGCUGACAGAACCACCGAACGAUUUUCGUCGGUUGUGUAUUUCUGCCUCCAUUGGCUACGAGAUGAUUUGUCAUUACUAGUAAUUCAUGAUAACGCCGGAUACACUGAACAUUUAAGAAUGCAGUUGUUUUCCAACGUGCUCUUUGUGAUAGAAAACAUCACCAUGAUCCUGUUGUUUUAUUUCAGUCAUUUCCCCCACACCUGGUACUGCUUACCAGUCACCAUCUGUGUCUGUUUAUUUGCUGUUCUUGGAGCCGUUAUGAGACUUACUCACUUCCACUUCUUAGAGAAGGAAUCAGAUGAUCAAUCAAAUAACACCGAUCAAGUGCAGCAG